AAAUCAUUGGGUUCAAUUUUAGAUUUAAUAGACUGCAUAAAUCGGGUUGGAUAGUUUUACCUAAACUGAUUCAAGCCGUGUCUUGUCCAAUCCCGUGACUAUCUAACAGCGGACCGCACUUUCAUCGGGGCUUUUAAAAGACUUUUGGCGCCUUUUUUCCUUCUCUUUCGCGAAGGUCCUCUGCGCCAUAGCACCACUUAACACCUGAGCUCUCAGUCUAUACUCUCUCUACUGGUUCGCUUCGGAUUGUCUCAAGGUUAUGGCUCAUCCAGAACCUGCAAAAGAAGAUGCUCAAGUUCAUACUAGAAAUUAUUCAAGAAAACCCCGGAUUCUGCUUGCUGCCACUGGAAGUGUCCCUGCAGUGAAAUUCUCGCUUAUUUGCCGUCAGUUUUGUGAAUUUGCAGAAGUAAUUGCAGUUGCCACUAGGACAGCAUUGCACUUCAUAGACAUAGCAUCAUUUCCCAACAAUGUCGCACUUUUUACUGAUGAUGAUGACUGGUCCAACUGGAAGAAAGAAGGUGACAGAGUGCUGCAUAUUGAGCUUCGUAGAUGGGCUGAUAUAAUGGUCAUUGCUCCUUUGUCAGCAAACACACUUGCCAAGAUUGCUGGGGGAUUGAGCGAUAACUUGCUGACUUCCAUUGUGCGCGCAUGGGACUAUAGCAAGCCAAUAUUUGUGGCACCAUCCAUGAACAAGUACAUGUGGGGAAAUCUCUUCACACAACGCCAUCUCAAGGUAAUUGAUGAUGAUCUUGGAAUUUCCUUUAUUCCACCAGUGCCCGACGGUAAAACCAGCAGAAAUUAUGGAAAUGGUGUAAUGCCAGAUAUACCUGUUAUCUACACAACUGUAAGAAGUCAUGUUGGCUGACAUCCAUAUUCAUUGGUUUUCAGUAUCAAACUCCUUACUGUAAAAAUAAGCCUUAGUGAGUUUGCAUGUUCCUUGCUCAUAUAGAUGUUGCACAGUAAUAGAAUAAACUGUAGAAAAUCGUGGGGAUCUCAACACUGUAAAUCUGCAGUUCUUUUCACGUAGGAUUGAGGUAGCUUUAUAGUUUUUUUUUUUUAGAAGGCAUAUAUCGUUGUUCUACUCGCCAUAGUGGGUGUAUUUUCUUGCAUGCCUUAAAUGCAAUUUUCAUCCUUUUCUUUUGCGUUUGAAGUUUUAAUUCUUUAUCUUUUUAGGAUAGUAAAUAGGUUGAAUAACUUUUCAUGAAAUUUGGUCCUUUGGUCACAGGAGAAAAGCAUGAGCUCUGCACAUACAUUUUUUAGUUUGGGGUUUUUGUUCCCAUUGAUCAACUUCUGUCAGCAUGGAAGCA
Molecule: messenger RNA, 1307 nt
Organism: Sesamum indicum (sesame)
Lineage: Eukaryota; Viridiplantae; Streptophyta; Magnoliopsida; Lamiales; Pedaliaceae
Product: phosphopantothenoylcysteine decarboxylase-like
Biological process (GO): coenzyme A biosynthetic process
Cellular component (GO): phosphopantothenoylcysteine decarboxylase complex
Molecular function (GO): phosphopantothenoylcysteine decarboxylase activity; FMN binding
Source: RefSeq, a predicted model, not a curated record